Molecule: messenger RNA, 757 nt
Organism: Vitrella brassicaformis
Lineage: Eukaryota; Vitrellaceae
Source: the annotation of a GenBank genome assembly
GGCUCACCGGCCUGGCCUCUACACCACACCACACCACACUCAGCUCACAUCACACUGCUCCUUCCUUCACUGUCAUCUUUCUACGUGUCUUGCUCAGCGCUCCAAUAUCGACAAUAAACAGCAUGAGCGGCUCCAGCUACGGCUGCCCGCACACGGCAGGCUGAAUGUUCCCUGUUUUCGGCUCAGGCAGGCAGGCAGGCAGGUGGGCAGGUGGGCAGCAGAGAGGGAAGAGAGGGGUCAACAGCCAGCCAGGCAGGCAGGUCAGGUCAGGUACAUCGUUGAUUGAUUGACACAGGGGGCGGGGAUGGGGAGCGGAGUCAGUCAGUCAGUUGAGUCAAAAGGAAGCAACAUGCGGCGUAUCCAUAGUGUCUUCACAUGGCGCCGCCGCGGAGCUGCAGCACCAUGUGGAUCGUGUUGCCAGCUGCACACACCUCACACACACACACACACGCACACCGUCACACACACACAUGGCUGCAUGUCUGCUGGCGCCUUACGUUUGACGCCAUAGUCCGACAGCUUCAGCUCGUCAGAACUGCAUAUACAUACACACACAGGCAGGCAGGCAGGCGGUGUGUGUGAGCCAAUCAAUCACUCGGCCUACAUACAGUUGUUUGCCUCCGAAGAUGAGUCGGAUCUGGUCAAUCAUGAUGCCCUCCUUCUCCUGCAGCGCCUGCUUGACCUGCAGGAUGGUGUUGUCGGGCUCAAAGUUGAAGUUCUGCUUCCGACCCGUCAGAGUCUUGAUCAAGAUCUGCAU